AUGGGGAUAGAGGAUUACCAUGUCAUCGACCUCGUCGGGGAGGGCUCCUUCGGCAAGGUUUACAAGGGCAGGCGCAAGUACACUCGCCAGACGGUCGCCAUGAAGUUCAUUCUUAAGCACGGGAAGACCGAUAAGGAUAUACACAACCUUAGGCAGGAGAUUGAGAUCCUAAGGAAACUCAAACAUGAGAACAUAAUUGAAAUGAUCGAUGCCUUUGAAACCCCUCAGGAGUUUUGCGUUGUCACAGAGUUUGCUCAGGGAGAACUGUUUGAGGUGCUUGAGGAUGAUAAAUGCCUUCCAGAAGAACAAGUUCAGGCAAUUGCUAAGCAGCUGGUGAAAGCAUUGUAUUACUUGCAUUCCAAUAGAAUUAUUCACCGGGAUAUGAAACCUCAGAACAUCCUUAUCGGGAAAGGAUCUAUUGUAAAGCUUUGUGACUUCGGGUUUGCUCGUGCUAUGUCAGCUAACACAGUUGUAUUACGCUCCAUUAAAGGGACGCCUUUAUAUAUGGCUCCAGAACUGGUGAGGGAACAGCCGUAUAACCACACAGCAGAUUUAUGGUCCCUUGGUGUCAUCUUGUAUGAACUGUUUGUUGGACAGCCCCCUUUUUAUACAAAUUCGGUCUAUGCACUUAUCCGGCACAUUGUCAAGGUGCCUCAAAGUAGAUUAACCUGGCCAGCAUUGUUGGAGCACCCAUUUGUCAAAGAUGAUUCAAUGGGACCGGCAGCUGAGUCUCGACCUGCACCUUUUGAAGCUAGAGGGUCUGAAGGUAGAACUGCUACUACCAAUAGGGAUAAUGAUUCCGAUAAACCCAAAGGUAACAGAAAAUUGGAUGGCCCUAUGCAAGUAACUCAGGACCAUCAUGGUUCACCUACUGGUGCUGUUCCUGAAAGCUGCUCUCCCGCAGAGUGUACUGCUUUGGAUAAACUGGAAAAAGCCUCACAAACAGUAGAAGGUGCAAACAGCAUUGUUGAAGAUAAUGAAGCACUGUCAACCAUUCUCAGCCCUAUCAAAAUUUGGCUUACUAAUGCUCCAAGUCCACCCAGGGAAUUGAAUAUUGAUGGAGCAAAUCAGUCACUCAGAAUUAUUAAAAAUUUAAUUGAUGCCGGGUCAUGCCAAUCUUAUGCGGCAAUUGACAUAAGCUUGCUUCUUGAGUUUACAAAUCUCAUUAUCAAAACUAAGCUUUCAAAUGCUUAUGGACUUGUGGUGAAGUGCCUGGCAAUUGCACGGAAACUACUUGAUACAAGUGAUGAAGUUAUUUUAAAAUCUUAUGACAGACAUUGGUUAUCCCUAUAUGAGCUUUAUUCACAGAUCCUGGUUUCUACAGUGGAUCCAUCUGGGAGAAUAUCUCGUGAGUCAACUGCCUGCCUUGCUUUGAUGUUAUCUCGGGUCAUCUCUGGGUUGAAGGCAAGCAUGUCAUCUGAAGACCCGAAGCCAGUGGAAGAAAGUCUCCUCAAGAUCAUUGAUCAUGCGAGGACGUCACAACUACUUGAACUCUUGUGUGAAUGUCUGAUAGCUUCGGGUUCAGACACAAUAUCAGGUUCUACAAACAUGGUACCUGCUGCUUGUGAGGCAUGCAAGGCUAUUUGGUACCUAGCUCAUGCUGUUGACAUUAUGUCCAUUGGUGCACACCAUUUUUCAUUUCCCUUAGCUAAUUCAUGGCGACAAAUACACUCAAUGCAAGAGCAAGGUUCAAUGGCAGAUUCAAACUCUACCAAUCUGAUUAACAUAUUUGUCAAAUCAUUUCUCGCCUCACGACCAAUGCAGGUUGCAGUUUACCACUGCUUGCAUAAUGGUCUAGAAUCAGCUAUUCAUGCUUGUCUUCAGCUUAUCUCAAGGGCCUGUCUGCAGAAUGUGUCUUUCUGUGCCAUUAUGUGUCGUCCAUGGAAUUCACCAUCUGAUGUUGAUGCAGUAGAAUAUGGUGGAGAUGGAACAAUAGUCUCUGAUAUGUUUUCCUUAUUGUCACUGUGUGGAUCAUAUUUAAAUAAGGAAUCCAAGCAGAAUAGCAAUCAGAAAUGCAAACUAUCCAACCCUCAUGCUCUUGUAGUGCACUGCUGCCUUGCAUUAGCGACAAUAGCUGCAUGUUUGAAAUCAGAGGGAGAGUCUUCAGCAUCAGUUAUCCUAACAAGUUCCCAGAAAAAACAGCGGUCCCGUCUCUCAGUUCUUGCACACCUUUCAUCAGUUGAUGAUACAGUGAAGAGUUGCCUGCAGCCACACUGUGCAUCAGCAAUGCUUGGGCUCUCAUCACUUGUUUCUCUUGAAAAUGGUGGACAAACCAGGUCUUCUCUUUGUGAAACCGCCCUUGCUUUAUUUCCUCGUAUGGCAACACUGCACACUCUGCUGAAGCUUUGGUUAUCUGAUGGAAGCGAAGCACUCUGUCGAUAUAAUGCUGGUCUUCUGAAUCUUUUUGGACUCCGCGAUGGAAGUAUUGGACUGCUAGAGACAAGGUUGAAAUGGGGCGGACCAUUGGCCAUUGAACAAGCCUGCUCAGUUGGCAUCCCACAGCUUCUAAUUCGCUUGCUUACUGAUGGUUUCUCAAAAGAGAUAUCUGACGGGAAAGAUAGUUCAACGAACCGCAGUGGGUUGUCUCCAUUGGGAGUUAUCUGGACUCUUUCUGCUUUAUCUCAAUGCUUUCCUGGUGGAGUUUUCCGUGAAAUUUUGUAUAGAAGGGAACAGUUAAAGCUCUUAACUGACUUAUUGUCUGAUACACACCUUAAGGCAUUGGCAGCCUGGACGGGUCUUGGUGGUGGGAAGAGGGGAGUUCGGGAACUGAUAAACUCAGUUGUUGAUAUCUUGGCAUUUCCAUUUGUUGCAGUGCAGAGUUCUCCAAACAUGCCGUCAGCAUCUGCAUCCAUCAAUAGUGGCUUCCUGCUUAAUGUUGCAUCACCUGGUGGGCGCAUUGGUACUGAGAAUAAGGAAAUGCUCAAAACUAUAGAGCAAAACAUGCCUCAGUACAUUCAAGUUCUACUAGAGGUUGGCAUUCCUGGAUGUAUGCUGCGCUGUCUUGACUAUGUCAACAUGGAAGAUCUAGGUAGGCCCUUGGCAAUUGUGGCCAAAAUGGCAGGCUACAGGCCACUUGCUUUGCAGCUUCAUAAAGAAGGUCUUCUAGAUCCAAUUAGAGUAGCAGCAUUACUGGAGGGUCCUAUAGCAAAGGAGACUUUGCUUGAUUUCCUCAUGAUUAUUUCUGACCUUGCUCGCAUGUCAAAGGACUUUUAUGUACCCAUUGAUAAAGCUGGACUUGUUGGAUUUUUGAAGAACUUCUUAUCAAAUGGAGACCCUGAUAUAAGGGCAAAAGCUUGCAGUGCCAUUGGCAACAUGUGCCGCCAUAGCUCCUACUUUUAUGGCCCACUUGCAGCAAAUAAGGUGAUCCAGCUCGUGGUUGACAGGUGUUCUGAUCCUGACAAGCGCUACCUAAAGUUCGCAUGUUUUGCUGUUGGCAAUGCUGCUUAUCAUAAUGACAUGCUGUAUGAAGAAUUGAGACGGUCCAUACCUCAACUCACUACUUUACUACUUGGUCCUGAGGAGGAUAAAACCAAAGGCAACGCUGCAGGCGCGCUCAGUAAUCUAGUGAGGAACUCUGACAAACUUUGCGAAGACAUUGUCUCCCAAGGCGCAAUUCAGGCGCUGCUGAAGAUGGUCGGCAGUUACUCUACCGUUGCCCUGAGCCCCAGCAGACGAGAUGCUCUCACUGAAUCACCGCUAAGAAUCGUGCUCUUCGCCCUGCGCAAGAUGUGUGACCACGCCAUCUGCAGGAACUUCCUCCGGUCUUCAGAACUGCUCCCGGUCAUCGUUCACCUCCGGCAGUCACCUGAUCCAACGAUCUCCGAGUAUGCUUCUGCCAUCGCGACUAGAGUGAGCCAGGCCUGA
Messenger RNA from Miscanthus lutarioriparius, 3864 nucleotides. Lineage: Eukaryota; Viridiplantae; Streptophyta; Magnoliopsida; Poales; Poaceae. The record is from the annotation of a GenBank genome assembly.